UCUAGUUGUCGUUGCUUUUUUCUUGUAAAUUAUAAAUAAUAUAUAUCAUUAUAUAUUAUUAUAAACUUGUAGAAAAACUGAACAUCAAAUCGCGAUCAUGCUGCGUGCAACAAUUUUUAUGUCCCAACGCGGAAAGCUUAACAAGGCGCUACCUCAAACACGUUUCAACGUGAUUUCCAACAUCAGCAGCCAUCAUGGCAAGAAUUUCCCUUAUAACAUUUUAACAAUUCUGGAGGCGAAGCCUCAAAGUUUGUUGCCGGCACGCGGUUUUGCCACCGGUGAUGACAACACCAAGCCGCCGCCAGCUACUGGCUUUGCCCCAUCCAAUUUGGGUGGCAUUAUUAGUGGCACUGCAGCCCCUAUAGGUGGGGGAGCUGCCGAUGUUCGUGAACCGAACGCUGCCAUUCAGCCGCCCGUUGCUAUAGGCACCGCCAACUUGGUUGGAAGUGUCUCUACCAAUCCCGUGCAAGCGCCAUUUGCCUCUUUAGGCAAGAAUGAUGAUCGCUGCAAGAGUAGCAAGGAAGGUGCUAAGACAACGGUUGUGCCUGCGGGAGCUUCUAAGCCAGUUAAUACGCCGACACCUUCAGUGCCGCCAACGAUGCAGACAACUGCUACUGCAGUGGCUCAGGAGACGCGUGCAUCUAAGGCAGGAGCAACACCAUCGCCACCGGUUUAUCAACAACCAACAACCUCUACUACCUCGACGGAGACUCCGAAGCAAGAGAAUGAUGUGCUUGCAAAUUUGCCCAGCAAGGAGCAGGUUGAGAAAUAUUUCUUUCGUGUGGUCGCCUUUGUCUACGAUGUAACCUAUUUGACCGGCAAUUGGGCCAUACGCUUCAUUGACCAGAACGUUGUGCAAAACGAUUUGGUUAAGUACUAUUGGAAGAAGUUCCAUGAGAAGAUGGAGCAGGCCAAGAAGGACUAAGCACGCAGCAAUGGCUGCCUUUAAAAUUUCAGCAGGAGAGACAUUCUUGUAAACGUUUAACUUGAAUACAAAGCACAAUCAUUUAUUGUUUAUCUCCAAAAA
Molecule: messenger RNA, 1027 nt
Organism: Scaptodrosophila lebanonensis
Lineage: Eukaryota; Metazoa; Arthropoda; Insecta; Diptera; Drosophilidae
Product: mucin-5AC
Exons: 2
Coding region: 98-925 (275 amino acids)
Source: RefSeq, a predicted model, not a curated record